This is a messenger RNA of Malaclemys terrapin pileata, 2919 nucleotides long. RefSeq names its product growth arrest specific 2 like 3 (gene GAS2L3). Lineage: Eukaryota; Metazoa; Chordata; Testudines; Emydidae. The coding region runs from base 135 to 2339 and encodes 734 amino acids. Gene Ontology annotation, biological process: actin crosslink formation. The record is from RefSeq and is a predicted model, not a curated record. The transcript is spliced from 9 exons. Gene Ontology annotation, molecular function: cytoskeletal adaptor activity; microtubule binding; actin filament binding. Gene Ontology annotation, cellular component: actin filament.
GCAUCUUUGGUAAAUCUUUACUUGAUCAGCAUGACAAGUUUGGUACAAAGGAAAAGCUUCUGUCUGAAAACAAACUGAUUUCAUAGUAGGUGUAACUGCAUGGUCUUAAGGGAAAGACAUUCAUAUAAAUACAGAUGUCCAUGCAGCAUGCAGUUCAGGUGUGGUUUGGAGAUGAUAUUCCUUUAACUCCACGAAAUCCUCUGACUCCCAGACAUGGCCCGGGCUUGGCAGAUGUUUGCCUGUAUGAUCAGUGGAUAUCUGUGCGGCAUGAAGCAACACUGGUGCCUAUGCAGGAAGAUCUAUCAAUCUGGCUAUCUGGAUUGCUGGGGGUAGAAGUUGCAGCGGAACGGUUGCUGGAAGAGCUUGAUAAUGGUGUACUACUCUGCCAGUUGGUUGGUGUCCUUCAAAGUACAAUGAAAAAAUGCUGUAGCUCAAAGGACUUAAGGAAUUUUCCUAUGAGACGUGUCCCAUGUAAGAAGAAUGCACCAUCAGGAUCCUUCUUUGCUAGAGAUAAUACAGCCAACUUCCUUAACUGGUGUAGGUGCAUUGGAGUUGAUGAGACUUAUCUCUUUGAAUCUGAAGGUUUAGUUUUGCACAAGGAUCCAAGACAGGUGUAUCUCUGUCUACUGGAAAUUGGUCGCAUUGUAUCGAGGUAUGGAGUUGAACCUCCUGUGCUAGUAAAACUGGAGAACGAAAUUGAGUUAGAAGAGACAUUGUUAAUGACCUCUGGGCCUGUAACAUCUCUCAGCACCCCAAAGUCAUGUUGCCACCAUGGGGAACUGCAUGAAGCAGUUAAGCACAUAGCAGAAGAUCUUCCCUGUAGCUGUUCCCAUAGAUUUUCGAUUGAGUACUUAUCUGAAGGACGUUAUAGAUUGGGGGAUAAAAUACUCUUCAUACGAAUGCUGCAUGGAAAACAUGUGAUGGUACGUGUUGGUGGAGGCUGGGACACUCUUCAAGGUUUUCUUCUCAAAUAUGAUCCAUGUCGAGUGCUGCAAUUUGCAACUCUGGAGCAAAAAAUCCUGGCAUUUCAGAAAGGUGGCCCCAAUGAAGACACCCCUGAUUCAUCAUCUAGAACUCUGCAGCCUCCUUUCAUGAAUCCCAUAUUGGCUAUUAAUAUGUUUCAGAAACAAAAUUCAAAACCACCCACUCCUGUUUCAGUUAUAAAAGCCGCUCAGGUGGCCAGUGGUAAGCAGGCAUUAUCUAAACGUCCACAGUCACCUGCCUUGUCAUCCCCAAAAGGGGCAACCAAGUCCAUAUUAGCUCGUUCCAAGUUACAAGGAUCUCCAGCAAAGGGUGCCCAAUCUCCUUUCAGAUCCUUAACAGGUGCUUCAAAGAAACUGGAUUCUUCUGCACGCAACUUACCAACUUCUGCUAUUUCAAAACUUGCACAACCUACAAACAAAAGUUCUUCACCUGCAUUAUUAAAUACUGCUCCUGAUUGUUCAGGGCCACUGCGCAAACGCAUCUGGUCCCCUGAUACUCCUAAUGUCAAACUUGCACCAUCCCAAAAUUCUCCAGCAACAAUUUUACAUCCUACCCUCUCUUGUUCUACAAGUCAGCUUUCAGAAUUACCUGGGACAAGAGAAAUGAUGGCUUCAAAACAAAAAUAUGCUCCUUCUAAAUGCAAAACUAUAUCUAAUUCCAUCACCAAACCUAAUUCUAUUGCUUCAAAAUCCUCAUCAAAAUCUGCUAGGCCACCUAACGCAAAUCUGCCUGUUGUUUCUAAGCCUUCACAUUCUUAUCAGUCUCUUGCAAAAAUAGCAAAACCCACUUCCAAAAGUAACAAUGAAGCAUCAGGAAUAGGGUCCAGGCCUCCCAGAAGAGUGCCACAAACAGGAUCUGGCCCAGGGAGGAAUCUCAGAACCACUCCGGUCUUAAAACAGCCAGAUUCUGCAUCUUCGCUUGCAGCUGGUGAAACAUCACAGUUAAUGCCUCCUCUGGAAUCUCCAAGCAAGAACGUAGCUUCAGCUGCUAAUAAACAGCCUGCAGUAAAGUGUUUACGGGGACAAGAUAGCAGUAGAAACCCACAGAUAGGAUCCAGUUUAUCAAAACAUCCUGAACGCACUCCAUUAUCUGUUGUACGACUUCCCCAAACUUCAGCCAAAGCACAAACGACAAAAAAGACGGCACAGCCUUCCACAACAAGUCACUCCUCAAUCAAAACCUCCCAAAAGAGUGAUGAAAUCCUGGCUUCAACAGCCAAGAAACCCCUCUCAAAGGGAAAGACUACAAUAGCAUAUGGCAAGGGGACCGCUGGUGUAUUAAAAAAUCCUAUUUUGAAGGCUAAACAAGAUGAUCACUAUUUUGUUAUGACAGGCAAUAAGAAACCCAGAAAGUAAGCAGAAAUAUGGUGCUUUCCAUUUACAUAACACUACACUAAUUACAAUGGUAACACUUUUAUGUCUCAGACAUGUAUGAGACCUAAGUGUAUUUUUUUUUUUUCUAUAGGAUUAUUACUAUAUACUCUGUCCAUACUUUGUAGUUAAAUACUGUUCCACUUUUAUUACAUAUGAAAAGUAACGUUACUUGCUAUUCAUCAUAACACAGUACAGACAGAGUACACCAGUUUGGUGAUUUAAGGCUGUUUUGGUUUUGGAGAGGACGACUGUUGCUACUCUCCUUUAAUGGAUUUUAGCUUAUUCUAGAUAUUUCUCCAAAGCAGGAUCCAGAUGACAAUUCAGAACACUCUGGUACAUCGGUGUCAAGUUCCUGCUGUUGCUAAUUACAUUACAUAUACUGUACAUGUAUAAUUGAUAUCACUAAAAGCCAACGUAUUUGAAAAUAAAGAUAACAGGAUUAACCCUUUCAUUGCACUAAUUGAGCAAACUAAUUUAUCAAAUUUUGGAUAGGCAGUUGAUACAGAUCAGAGGAAUUAGGACUCUAGGCCAAAAUUUUCAAAUGGCUGGUGAUUUUUUUUUU